Molecule: messenger RNA, 2015 nt
Organism: Trachemys scripta elegans
Lineage: Eukaryota; Metazoa; Chordata; Testudines; Emydidae
Product: ficolin-2-like
Exons: 8
Coding region: 359-1285 (308 amino acids)
Source: RefSeq, a predicted model, not a curated record
CACAUGACUUAACUUUGUGAGCAAAGAUUCAGACUGGCUCCGUUCAAUAAUCAUCAUUGCACGAUACUGCGUUUGCUGUGCGGGGGAAGCAACGGCUGCUAGUCCAGUACUGAACAUGUCCUAUCAGACCAUUUAAUCAGCUACAGUUGUGACCGCUGCAGCAUAAACAUCUCAGUGGAAACUGCUGGAAUGUGGAGAGUGGGAAGGAGGCGCUGAGAUGCCGGAGGCAGAGAGCUUUAUUUGCUCUGGGCUCUCUCGUUAUUGCAUAUAAAAGGCUUACAGGGACUGACAUACUAAAGUGGAGGAGAAGGUGGUGAGAAGACAAGUGGAGCUGCCGUUGUAGAGACCAGCACUAGCCAUGGGAAGAGCUGCCCAGAAAACCCUCCUCUCUUUACUCUGUCUAGCAGCAGCAGUUUGUCAGGCUCAGGACACCUGCCCAGAGGUGAGCUUAGUGGGUUUCAACAGUACCGAUAGACUCUCCAUUCUCCAAGGCUGCCCUGGAAUUCCAGGUGUCACAGGGCCCAGAGGAGACCCAGGAAAUGCAGGAAUGCGAGGACAACGGGGACCUCAGGGGAUCCCUGGAAAGGCGGGGAAAGCUGGCCCAAAAGGAGAAAGAGGUCCUGCUGGCCCCACUGGACAGAAAGGAGCAAAGAACUGCAAGGAGCUGUUAGCUAAAGGGAAAAUCAUGAGCGGCUGGUACACCAUCUACCCCAGUGACUGUAACGCCAUGACUGUGCUGUGUGACAUGGACACAGAUGGUGGAGGAUGGAUUGUGUUCCAGAGACGGGUGGAUGGCUCUGUGGAUUUUUACCGUGACUGGAAUUCGUACAAAAGAGGUUUUGGGAGCCGGCUGUCAGAAUUCUGGCUGGGGAACGACAAUAUCCAUCUGUUAUCAUUCCUUGGUCCCAAUGAGCUUCGCAUCGAUCUCAGAGAUUUUGACAACAACCAUGAAUUUGCUACCUUCUCGUCAUUCAAAGUUGCAGGAGAGACUGAGAAAUACACGCUGAUCAUUGGACCCUUUGUUACUGGCACUGCAGGGGAUUCUUUAAUCGAACACAACGGCAUGAUGUUUACAACCCACGACCGCGACAAUGACAUGUCUCUAAUUAACUGUGCUGUAGUCUUUAAAGGGGGCUGGUGGUACGGGAAUUGUCAUAUGUCCAACCUGAAUGGAUUAUACCUGAAAGGAGCCCAUGAAAGCUAUGCUGAUGGGGUGAACUGGUUGACAGGCAAAGGGCACCAAUACUCCUACAAGAUGUCAGAGAUGAAAAUGAGGCCUGUGUAGCCAAUCAGGGAGGCAAUUGUAAUAAUUAUACUUAGCUCUUAUAUAGCAAUUAUAGGCCUGUCAUAAUGAACAUUAAUCUGCAGACGACAAUAAAGAUCUUUUCUUUAUCCACCAGCCACGAGGGGGCAGACAUCAGCGUACACACUUACCCAGCGCAGUGCACUAGGACUAGAGCUGGUAAAAAGAAUAUUUUUGUGGGGAAAAAAAUGAAUUUUUAAGUUGUUUGCAUUUCAAAGGAUUCUAAAUUAACCCAGUUUUGCUUUUGUGUUUUUAAUUUUUUUUAAUUCCUCUCCCUGAUACGUAGUAUCAGAAAACGUUAUUUUAUUUUCUCAUUUACCAAAAUCCUGGCUUUCUAUAAAGAACAAAAAUUUGGUCCCUGGCAUGAGAAUAUUUUCAAAAAGUAUUGCUGAAAACAUUAAAAAAGCGUGAUUUUUUUCCUGCCAAACAAAACAUUACAACCACAUCAAUGAUAUUUUCAUGAAUAUUUUCAUAUGUUUUUUAAAAAGCUGCUUGUCCACAGAAAAGCUCAUAGUUUGCAAAAUGUCAGCCAGCUCUGUCAAGGUUAUGUCUCCUCUCCUGCCUGGCUCUGCUGUCGCUUGAUUCCAUUCCCAGAAGCACCACGACAGCUCCUACCGCUGCCGUGCAAUUCUUCCUGUGGUGUUAGUGACUCGUUACCCUCAGAUGCUGCCUCUGCCGCUGGAGAACCUUCCCCUCUGUCAAUAAACCAAAG